Striga asiatica is the source of this 504-nucleotide messenger RNA. Lineage: Eukaryota; Viridiplantae; Streptophyta; Magnoliopsida; Lamiales; Orobanchaceae. The record is from the annotation of a GenBank genome assembly.
GUUUCCGACCCUCGGUACCUCCUCAGAGCGCUUAGCUGGGUAAUACCCGAUCGCUUGACCUCUUUACUUGCUGAACAACAGGAAGAUCGGCUGGCUGCCUUCAACUCCUUCACCCAGCUUUUGAAUAUGUUCUAUUUCCAAAAGAGACCGGUGGAAGUGGAAUACAAUAGAAUAUUCGCUCCUAUGGGUGCAACACAAUCUCCUAUCUCAUCUCAGGUUUUCUACCCAUCAUCGAUCACGGGGUUGCUUGUCUUGUUCUUGAUCAUUUUAAGACCGGUGGAAUGCCCACUUUUGCCUGCUCUUUGCCUCCUCUCCUGGCAAAGCAUAGAUGGAAGACUUAGGUCCAACAGCCGGUUGACUCUAUUUCGCGAUGGCAAAUCCCGACUCCAUUCUAUUAAGCUAUUUAUUCCACCAUCCAAAGCGAAGGAGAAAGAUCAAAUCUCAGAGCGUCUCCCUUGCCCGAAAAGUACUCCUCGAAGUGAUGAAAAGCGACGUUCUUUGUGA